UGGUAUUGCAAGUUUGCAACUCCACCUGGACAGGAAAAGAGAGAGAAGCUAAUUGGGGUUGGGUUAGCUUCUUUCUGGCCUGACUGAUCGCCCCCCCUCCAUUUUUUUUCUUCUGUUUACUUCCCCCCUUCGUUUUCUUUGUUUCCUCCUUCAUUUCCAACCAGCAGUUUUGGAGGUCUUUGGGUGGGCGGCAGUGUUGGCGGUGCCAAUUUUCUUGGCAUCACAUACUGUAACAUUUUCUCUUCUUCCUUUUAUAUUUCUCUCUCUCUUUUUCUUUUCCGUCCUAAAUGGCUCUCGUCCCUGCUGAUGAUGUUCUUUCCCUCGUCAAUGCCACCGCCGUAGCCAUUGAUAAAGACAAGAACAGCCAACAAGCUGUCCGCUGGGCUAUUGAUCAUCUUAUCAUCAACAACCCAGUUAUCAUUCUUGUUCACGUUAGACACAAGAACCAUCAAUAUAAUGGAGCUAAUGGGAAUGAUCCUGAGUCCGACGAGGUGCAACAGCUUUUUAUUCCCUUUCGAGGAUAUUGUGCUCGAAAAGGGGUUCAAUUAAGGGAGGUAGUACUUGAUGAUAGUGAUGUUGCAAGAGCACUCUUAGACUACAUCAGCAAACACUAUAUUGGAAGUAUUGCUGUUGGCGCUUCAACAAGAAAUGCUCUUACCAGUUUCUGGUUGGACAGGAAAUUCAAAAACCAAGAUGUGCCAACUAGCUUAGUUAAAUCUGCACCAGAUUUUUGUUCUGUUUACGUGAUUUCCAAAGGAAAGAUUGUCUCUGCGCGAACAGCACAACGGCCUGCUGCUAAUCCUCCCAUUCCACCAAAGUCACCUCCACUAGCACUUCCUGCUCCAAAUCAUCAUGAUCAUUCAGAACAUGAAGAUGGGACUAGAGGUGGAAAAGGAUAUUUGAGAAAUACAGGAUCAGACAAACAUCAUCAUGAAAAAACCAAUGACUCUUUUAGAGCGCAAUUACGAGAAAGAAACAGAACUCCAUCCAAUCUCUCUCUGGACAGCAUUGAUAUCUCUUUUCCAGGGACAGGAACAGCACCAAGAAUGUCAAUUGGUCGCGAUUCUACAUCUGAAGAUUCUGAGUUUUCAGGGUCAUACAUAUUGGGAUCAUCUGACGGAGCAUCCCAAAUAUCUUCUGCAGACUUUUCCAUGGGUUCUCACAACGAUGGAUAUUUACAAAAUGCACGAGAAUUAGAAGCUGAGAUGAGAAGACUCAAGCUUGAACUUAAACAGACCAUAGACAUGUAUAGCACAGCUUGCAGAGAAGCACUCAAUGCCAAAAAGAAGGCUAAUGAGCUUCAUCAAUGGAAAAUGGAGGAGGCUCGUAGAUUUGAGGAAGCUAGGAAUGCAGAAGAGGCAGCUCUUGCCAUUGCAGAGAUAGAGAAGGCUAAGUGCAAAGCUGCUAUGGAAGCAGCUGACAAAGCACAGAGGCUGGCAGAGAUGGAGGCACAAAAAAGAAAAUAUGCAGAGAUGAAAGCCAAGCGAGAGGCAGAAGAGAAGAAACGUGCACUGAAUGCUUUGGCGCAUGAUGUGCGGUACAGAAAGUACACUAUUGAAGAAAUAGAAGCAUCCACAGAAAAAUUUUCACAGUCCAAUAAAAUUGGCGAAGGUGGAUAUGGACCUGUUUAUAAAGGCAAACUUGAUCAUACACCAGUUGCCAUCAAGGUUUUAAGACCUGAUGCUGCUCAAGGAAAGAAACAAUUCCAACAAGAGGUUGAGGUUCUGAGUUGCAUUAGACACCCAAACAUGGUACUUCUUCUUGGUGCCUGUCCAGAGUAUGGAUGCUUAGUAUAUGAAUACAUGGAAAAUGGAAGCUUGGAAGAUAGGCUGCUUCGAAGAGAAAACACCCCUCCAAUUUCAUGGAGACGACGAUUCAAAAUAGCUUCUGAAAUUGCAACUGCACUUUUAUUCCUCCACCAAGCAAAGCCUGAGCCCCUUGUCCAUCGGGACCUUAAACCGGCUAACAUUCUCUUGGACCGCAACUAUGUGAGCAAGAUUAGUGAUGUUGGCCUGGCACGGUUAGUACCACAAUCUGUAGCUGAUAGUGUCACACAAUAUCACAUGACCUCAGCUGCGGGUACAUUUUGUUACAUAGAUCCUGAAUAUCAGCAGACAGGAAUGUUGACUACAAGAUCGGAUAUAUACUCAUUUGGAAUAAUGUUGCUUCAAAUUAUCACUGCCAAACCUCCAAUGGGUCUUGCACACCGGGUGGGGAAAGCCAUCGAAAAAGGAACAUUCGAAGAGAUGCUUGACCCUGCAGUGUCAGACUGGCCUGUAGAAGAGGCUUUAUCUUUUGCUAAAAUGGCAUUGAAAUGUGCUGAGUUAAGAAAGAAGGACAGGCCAAGUCUUGCCACUGAUAUAGUUCCAGAGCUUAACCGAUUGAGAGACCUUGGAAGGAACAGUGAUCACCACAGCGGCAGCAGAACUGAUCAUGGACAUCAUGGACGUCAUGGACACGGCAGUAGAAGUCGUAGCCGCAGCCCUCUAACACAUUCUAAUCCAACUAAUUCAUAUCAAAGGGUAUCAAACCCAAUUCAGAGAGAAGGUGAAAUUUAAAGAAGUUGAGGACAUACUUACAGACCAAUGCUGGAAAGCUCCUGGCUGAUACACGAAAGUAUGAAAGUGCUUAUAAACAAGACGAAGAGGAAGCUGAAGGAUGCUGUCGAUCAGUUUAAGUCCUAGUCUGUUAUUAAAAAACAAUGUAAAACAAGUUGUACAUCAGAAGCAAUUUAAAACAAGAACUAUAUAUCUUCGAACUCUUUUCAGUUCUUGUGAAAA
Jatropha curcas is the source of this 2780-nucleotide messenger RNA. Its product is annotated as kinase with adenine nucleotide alpha hydrolases-like domain-containing protein. Lineage: Eukaryota; Viridiplantae; Streptophyta; Magnoliopsida; Malpighiales; Euphorbiaceae. Gene Ontology annotation, biological process: protein phosphorylation. The record is from RefSeq and is a predicted model, not a curated record. Gene Ontology annotation, molecular function: ATP binding; protein kinase activity.